CCAGCACCAGGGCUGAAGGGUACCAUUUAGAAGAAUGGAAGCUGAUGCAUCUGUUGAGAUGUUUUCAAAAGUCCUAGAGAAUCAGUUGCUCCAGACUACAAAAUUAGUGGAAGAACAUCUCGAUGCUGAAAUUCAGAAACUGGAUCAGAUGGAUGAGGAUGAAUUGGAACGUCUCAAAGAAAAGAGACUUGAAGCACUAAGGAAAGCUCAACAGCAGAAACAAGAAUGGCUUUCUAAAGGACAUGGAGAAUACAGAGAAAUCCCUAGUGAGAGAGACUUUUUUCAAGAAGUCAAGGAGAGUAAAAAAGUGGUUUGUCAUUUCUACAGAGACUCAACAUUCAGAUGUAAAAUAAUAGACAGACAUUUGGCAAUACUGUCCAAGAAACAUCUCGAGACCAAAUUUUUGAAGCUGAAUGUGGAAAAAGCACCUUUCCUUUGUGAGAGAUUGCGUAUCAAAGUCAUUCCCACAUUAGCAUUGGUAAAAGAUGGGAAAACACAAGAUUAUGUUGUUGGAUUUACUGAUCUCGGAAAUACAGAUGACUUCACCACAGAAACUUUAGAAUGGAGGCUCGGUUGUUCUGAUAUUAUUAAUUACAGUGGAAAUUUAAUGGAGCCACCAUUUCAGAGCCAAAAGAAAUUUGGAACAAACUUCACAAAGCUGGAAAAGAAAACUAUCCGAGGAAAGAAGUAUGAUUCAGACUCUGAUGAUGAUUAGAGCACAGUUAUAACUCUUUGUAAAUCAUAUUUUGAUUUCUGCCUAUUUCAGAUUUAGAUGUGUUUUCUAAAUUAUGUUGGUUUCGAUACAUUGUUCACCUGAUGCUCACAUUCUGGAGUUUUAUACCAUUGCAUCACCUUGAAAUACAUCUUUGAUAUUUUCUCUGUGGAGAUUGUUUGAGGUGAGGGAAAUUUUGAGUUCUUUUAUGGGAAGGGUCUGAAUUCUUUGUUUUUGAGAUUGAUUUUAUCACAAUAUUAUUCUUAGUUUUUAUAUUGUUCACAUAUAUCUUUUUAAUAUACUGAACUGGUAAUAGAAAUUUAACAAAGUAUUCCAGGACUAAUUAUUAAGCAACAUUAUUUACUUUAUACAAGAAGUCAAGUAACAUUUACUGGUAUAACAUAUUGUCCUUGUAAAUUCAUUUUAAACAUUUCAUUUCUAGAAUAUUUUUAAGUAACUCUUAGAGAGCUGCAUAUUUAUU
This is a messenger RNA of Orycteropus afer afer, 1193 nucleotides long. It is a transcript of the gene TXNDC9, whose product is annotated as thioredoxin domain containing 9. Gene Ontology annotation, biological process: microtubule cytoskeleton organization. Gene Ontology annotation, cellular component: cytoplasm. The record is from RefSeq and is a predicted model, not a curated record. Lineage: Eukaryota; Metazoa; Chordata; Mammalia; Tubulidentata; Orycteropodidae.